AUGCCCCACGCACCUAGAAACAGCUUCAUUGCUCCUGGCGUUACUCGCUUCUCUCGCUCUGCUGCCUACGCCAAGAAGGCCGCUUACAAGCGCAAGCACGUCACUGUUGCUGCUGCCCCUAAGGCUGCUGCCACUGACAAGACUGUUGAAGUUAAGGGUGGUAAGAACGGUGCCAAGCGUACUGUCCCCGCUCAAAAGGCUUCUCGUUUCUACCCCGCUGAGGAUGUUCCCCAACCUAAGCUCGGUCGUAAGACUGCCAAGAAGACUGGUCUCCGUUCCACCAUCACUGCUGGUACCGUUGUCAUUCUCCUCGCUGGUCGUUACCGUGGAAAGCGUGUCGUUGUCUUGAAGCAACUCGAUUCUGGUCUCCUCCUCGUUUCCGGUCCUUUCAAGAUCAACGGUGUCCCCUUGAGACGUGUCAACCAAGCCUACGUCAUCGCCACCUCCACCAAGCUCGACCUCUCUGCUGUCAAGAUUGAUGAGAAGAUCAACGAUGCCUACUUCAAGAAGGCUGCCAAGACUGAUAAGGCUUUCCUCGAAGGUGAGUCCAAGAAGGCUGCUUUCCCUGCUUCCAAGGCUGCUGACCAAAAGGUUGUCGAUAAGGCUCUCCUCGAAGUUGUUGCCAAGACUCCUUUCCUCCGUCAAUAUCUUGUCUCUACUUUCUCUCUUCAAAAGGGUCAAUUCCCUCACGCCAUGAAGUUCUAA
Molecule: messenger RNA, 705 nt
Organism: Mucor mucedo
Lineage: Eukaryota; Fungi; Mucoromycota; Mucoromycetes; Mucorales; Mucoraceae
Product: ribosomal protein L6e-domain-containing protein
Exons: 2
Coding region: 1-705 (234 amino acids)
Biological process (GO): cytoplasmic translation; ribosomal large subunit assembly
Cellular component (GO): cytosolic large ribosomal subunit; ribosome
Molecular function (GO): RNA binding; structural constituent of ribosome
Source: RefSeq, a predicted model, not a curated record